AUGUCGAUAGUGAAGGGGGUGGCUGGCUAUUUUAUUUCUGACCAUCAAGAUAGGGGAUUCCGUAUCCUGAGGCGAUAUCGAAAUGGAGACCUGCAGGAUGAGAUGGGUCCAACAAUGCCAACAGCUGGAGGCGACAGAACUGCACCCGUGCAGAGGCCCUGGGAUGAGAAAGAAAUGACAGGUAUCAUGGAUAAUAAGGAGGUCUUCAAAGCUGGGUUUAGUGAGCAAGAAGAUAAGAAAGAGAAGGGGAUGGAGAGGUUUCCUUCGCCCACUUGCACAAGGUCCCCCUGCACACCUGGGUCCAUGCCUGUGACCUGGGGCCCCCCGGGUGUCCCUGCAGCCCUGCCCUGGGCCAACCAGAGCUUGGCCCGCGAGUUCGUCCUGCUGGGCUUCGCUCACGUACCUGCACUGAGGCCGCUGCUCGCCUCGCUCUUCCUGGCCAUGUUCCUGCUCACGCUUCUGGGCAACGCACUCAUCGUGCUGCUGACCAGCCUGGACUCGGCCCUGCGCGCGCCCAUGUACUUCUUCCUGCGCCAGCUGGCCCUCGUGGAGAUCUGCUUCUCACUGGACAUAGUGCCCCGGCUGCUGGUGACCCUGCUACGGCCGGGGCGGGGUGUGUCACCUGCGGGCUGUGCCCUGCAGCUGCUGCUGGUGCUGUCGUGUGUCACAUCUGAGUGCUUCCUCCUGACUGCCAUGGCCUGGGACCGCUACGUGGCCAUCUGUAGGCCCCUGCGCUAUGGAGCCAUCAUGAGCGCAAGGCUGUGCCACCUGCUGGCUGCUGCGUGCUGGUUGGCCGGCGUCCCGGUGUCCUUGGUCUUAACCAUCUGGCUGUUCCGCUUCCCCUUCUGUGGGCCACGUGGCAUCCGCCACUUCUUCUGUGACAUUGCCCCUCUCCUGAGCCUGGUGUGUGCAGACACCAGGGUCUUUGAGGCCAAUGUGUUGGUGGCCACAGUGCUGGUCAUCAUGGUUCCCUUCUGUCUGAUAGUCAUUUCCUACACCAGGAUUCUGACCACUGUCCUAAGGAUGCCAUCUGCCACUGGGCGCCAUAAGGCCCUGUCCACAUGUGCCUCCCACCUUAUUGUGGUGAUUCUGUUUUACAGCACAACGGGGGUCAUCCACUUGCGACCCAAGGCCAGUUACUCCCCAGAGAGCAAGCAGGUGGUGUCUCUGUCCUACACCCUGGUGACUCCCAUGCUCAACCCUCUCAUCUACAGCCUGCGGAACAAGGAGGUGAAGGCUGCCUUGGGGCGAGUGUCCUGCCACGGCCAAGGGUCUGGACUCCAUGAAUGA
Molecule: messenger RNA, 1290 nt
Organism: Galeopterus variegatus (Sunda flying lemur)
Lineage: Eukaryota; Metazoa; Chordata; Mammalia; Dermoptera; Cynocephalidae
Product: olfactory receptor 10A7-like
Exons: 2
Coding region: 1-1290 (429 amino acids)
Biological process (GO): G protein-coupled receptor signaling pathway
Cellular component (GO): membrane
Molecular function (GO): G protein-coupled receptor activity; olfactory receptor activity
Source: RefSeq, a predicted model, not a curated record